Molecule: messenger RNA, 720 nt
Organism: Colletotrichum lupini
Lineage: Eukaryota; Fungi; Ascomycota; Sordariomycetes; Glomerellales; Glomerellaceae
Exons: 7
Coding region: 1-720 (239 amino acids)
Source: RefSeq, a predicted model, not a curated record
AUGGGACCUAGAUGUUGGGAAGAUUCCGAAAAAGGGUUGAGGACGCAGUACCUGAACAAUCUGCUGGACCGGAGUCCGGGGGUGGGGGUGGAAUCUGCUGCACCGCACAUCGGCGAGGGAGGGCAAGCAGCUCAUCAUACUGUGUGUGGCCAGCUGACUGUGCUUCUGUUUCGCAUUGGAGCUCGGUCAUGGCUCGUUGCUCGCCUGUUCUUGUCUUCGGAGAACGAACCUUUGACGAACCUCGACAUCUCAAACAUCGCAGUUCAUGGACGCUCUGCUGAGAACGAGGACCGUGUCGUGCUGUUUGACGCUGUACCUGCAUCUGGUAAAAAAAGACUGACGCUCCCCACAGUCCAGCUCAUCGAGGCACAUGAGGCUAUGCAGGGCACACCUUGGCAAGGACCUUCACGGCUUCAGGCACUUGAGCGAGGCGUUCAUGGCAUUGGGAACCCAGAGACUCGCCCAUUCCGCUCUGUGGCUGGUGCACCAAUGCGCCCCCCUCCUCUACCCUCCCCUUCGAUGCGUCUCGUUGGACUCGAUCAAACGGGACCCAAUGCUGGGGUGAAGCCUGCAAGUCGACGGGCCUCAAUCAAAGAUGGUGCAGUGACAGCUCACACAAUCCCACAGUUGAGGAUCUUGUUACACGGAUUCCUAGUAUCACAAUCUGGCGAAACCGCAACACGCGAUUCGGUCAUCGAAGAGAUCGAGAUGGCCAACUAA